AUGAAAGCAAAAAAGAUUGCAGUGAUUGGUGCUGGGGUCAGUGGAUUAGGUGCCAUCAAGUGCUGCUUGGAGGAGGGGCUGGAGCCUGUAUGCUUUGAAAAAUCCAAUGACAUCGGAGGACUGUGGAAAUACAAGCAAACAACUGAAAAUGGAAGCAUUGGGAUAUACAAGUCUUUGACUUGCAACACUUCGAAGGAGAUGAUGGCCUUUAGUGACUACCCUUUCCCGGAGCACUAUCCCAACUAUUUGCAUAAUACCAAAAUAAUGGAGUAUCUCAGACUGUAUGCCAACCACUUUCAUCUUUUGAAACACAUCCAGUUCCUGUCGAAGGUGUGCAGUGUGAGGAAGAGCUCUGACUUUGCGACCUCUGGCAAGUGGGAUGUUGUGGUGGAAACCGAUCAGGAGUUGAAAACCUACGUCUUUGAUGGUAUCAUGGUCUGCAGUGGCUAUUACACUGAUCAAAUUUUGCCCUUACAUGAUUUUCCAGGGAUUAAGAAAUUUAAAGGCGACUAUCUCCACACUUGGGCAUACAGGAAUCCAGACAAUUUUUCAGGGAAGAGAGUUGUCGUGGUUGGCAUUGGGAAUUCCGGAGCAGACGUGGCUGGCGAGAUCUGCACUGUUGCUGAACAGGUCUUCAUCAGCACAAGGCGAGGGGCCUGGAUAUGGAACCGGGUUUGGGACGAUGGAAAGCCCCUUGACAGCGCACUGUUCACGCGUUAUAACGAACUAAUGCAUAAAAUACUGCCCACAUUCAUGGUCAACAGGUGGCAUGAGAAGAAAUUGAACACAAGAUUUAACCAUGCCAAUUACGGACUCCAGCCUAAACAUAGGUUUCUUAAUUACCAGUCUACUUUCGCUGAUAAUUUGCCCAAUCACAUCAUAUCUGGAAGAGUGAUGAUCAAACCCAACGUGACGGAGUUCACUGAGACAACUGCCAUCUUUGAAGAUGGCACUGAAGAGAAAAUUGAUGCUGUGAUCUUUGCCACAGGAUCCACAUUUUCUUUCCCUUUCUUGGAGAAUGAAUUCAAGCAUAAUCCCAGAUUUAAAUUUGUCUUCCCUCCUCAGUUAGAAAAGCCAACAUUAGCUUUCAUUGGCAUCUUCCAGCCUAUAGGAGCCACCAUUCCCACCUCAGAGCUCCAGAGCCGAUGGGUUGCACGUGUGUUCAAGGGACUGAAAACAUUACCUUCCGUGAAUGAGAUGAUGGCUGACAUCACUAAGAGGAAACAGAAAAUUAAAAAAAGAUAUUUUGACACCCCAAGAAAUCAACAUCGCAUUGAGUAUAUCACCUACAUGGAUGAAAUUGCCACCGAAUUAGGGGUCAAACCCAACCUACUGUCUCUUCUCUUCUGGGAUAUAAAGCUGGCUAAGGAAAUUUUCUAUGGGCCUUGCACCCCAUAUCAGUACCGUCUACAGGGGCCAGGGAAAUGGAGUGGGGCCCGAGAAGCCAUUCUCACACAAAGAGAACGGAUUCUCAAACCCCUGAAAACACGUGCAGUUGAACAGCCCGAGUCCUUCUGGUCAAAUCUGUUCCAUCUGUUUGGUGUCAAAGAGUCUUUACCGUAUCGGGGUUUUGCUCACGGGACGAGGGACCCCGAUAUCCAGCUAGACAUAGAAGCAACUGGAAAGUGCAAGAUUCAGACGUCUUGUGCCGUGCAAUUCCAAACAAGUGUAUGCAAACCUCUGGAGAACCGAGGGCCGCGGAGGCGCGUUCCCACGUCACCCGUGCUGAGAGGACAACUCGGCGCUGUCCCCGCCACGCGCGUCGCGCUGUCCCCGCCUCGCGCGUCGGAGCGCACCGCGGGGCCGCAGAGGGCACGGCCACCCGGGCCGGCGGAAGCGGCGCGGGGAGGAGGGCCGGGCGCCGCCGAGGCCUUGCUGACAUCAGCCGCGCUCCUCCCCUCGCCUCCCAACACCCUCAGCUCCCGGCCGGACCCUCCCUCCUCCCACCACGUGUCCUCCCCGCUCCCUCCCGAGGGGCCGCGCGCACGGGAAGAGAGGCGGAAAGGAUGGCGCUGUGACAGCCGGGGCCGGAGCUCCCGCGGCCCGCCUCAGCCGCUCGGCAGCCGCCGCGGUGAGUGCAUGCACGGGCGGCGGGGCGGGGCGGCGAGGUGCGCUGGGGCCGGGAGGGAGCCUGGAGAGGAGGCGGGCCCGGCGGAGGGAGCGGCGGGAGCGCUCCCGGCUCGGGGCCACGGAGAAAGGGAAAUGGGACAAGAUGGCUGGAGAAAUCCGAGCGCGCCCGGGGGCGCGGCGGUGGCGGCGGCGGCGGCGGGCGGGGCGCGGGCCGCGGUGGGCGGGCGGCGGGAGCCGCCGCUGCGGGGCACCUUCUUCCCACGGGCUGCAGUGUCUUCCUACCUCCUGCUUCUGAGUAGCUGGCGCGUUCCACCCACCUAG
Ochotona curzoniae (black-lipped pika) is the source of this 2391-nucleotide messenger RNA. RefSeq names its product flavin-containing monooxygenase 5-like. The record is from RefSeq and is a predicted model, not a curated record. The transcript has 11 exons. Lineage: Eukaryota; Metazoa; Chordata; Mammalia; Lagomorpha; Ochotonidae. Gene Ontology annotation, molecular function: NADP binding; flavin adenine dinucleotide binding; N,N-dimethylaniline monooxygenase activity. Bases 1 to 2391 code for a protein of 796 amino acids.